GGAGAUGGUAGGGGUCCAUCUAUGAUGUGCUCACAUACAUGCUCCACGAACUCUUGUUUCUUUUACUUUAACUUCUUCUUUUUUAACAAUUUGAAUGAAACAUAUUUAUACAUCUUAUCUAUGACUAUGACUCGCACAUAUUUUCUCAGAAUUUUAUUUAUUUUAUUGAAAGCCAAUCUCUCUCAUUUGCGCCUAUAAAUAGCAACCCUCUCUCAUUCUACAAGUCUCACAUCAAAGCAAUUAACAAAUACACAACUUGUAACUUCAAAUAGAUUACUUUCAAAGAAGAGAGAGAGAAAGAAAGAUGGAGAAGAACAUGAAGUUUCCAGUAGUAGACUUGUCCAAGCUCAAUGGGGAAGAGAGAGACCAAACCAUGGCUCUAAUCAAUGAAGCUUGUGAGAAUUGGGGCUUCUUUGAGAUAGUGAACCAUGGAUUACCACAUGACUUAAUGGACAAGAUCGAGAAGAUGACAAAGGACCAUUACAAGACAUGCCAAGAACAAAAGUUCAAUGACAUGCUCAAGUCCAAAGGUUUGGAUAAUCUUGAGACAGAAGUCGAAGAUGUCGAUUGGGAAAGCACUUUCUACGUUCGUCACCUCCCUCAAUCCAAUCUCAAUGACAUUUCAGAUGUGUCUGAUGAAUACAGGACGGCCAUGAAAGACUUUGGUAAGAGACUGGAGAAUCUUGCUGAGGAUUUGUUGGAUCUACUGUGUGAGAAUCUAGGGUUAGAGAAAGGGUAUUUGAAGAAAGUGUUUCAUGGAACAAAAGGCCCAACCUUUGGGACAAAGGUGAGCAAUUAUCCACCAUGUCCUAAACCAGAGAUGAUCAAAGGUCUUAGGGCCCACACUGAUGCAGGAGGCAUCAUCUUGUUGUUUCAAGACGACAAGGUCAGUGGUCUCCAGCUUCUUAAAGAUGGUGACUGGAUUGAUGUUCCUCCUCUCAACCACUCUAUUGUCAUCAAUCUUGGUGACCAACUUGAGGUGAUAACCAACGGGAAGUAUAAGAGUGUGCUGCACCGUGUGGUGACUCAACAAGAAGGAAACAGGAUGUCGGUUGCAUCGUUUUACAACCCGGGAAGCGAUGCGGAGAUCUCACCAGCUACUUCGCUUGUCGAGAAAGAUUCCGAGUACCCGAGUUUCGUCUUUGAUGACUACAUGAAGCUUUAUGCAGGGGUCAAGUUUCAGCCCAAGGAGCCACGGUUCGCAGCAAUGAAGAAUGCUUCUGCAGUUACAGAACUGAAUCCUACAGCAGCCGUAGAGACUUUCUAAAAAUGGAUUUGAGAUUCAAGUGAAGCAGAGAAAGAAAGAUGAGUUUGUGUUGUGUGUUAUGGCAAUAAGUUAAAACUUGUAUUAGUGUUGAUUAAUUGUUGGUCAAUUGGUGUGUUUUAAAGUGUGGGGUGUUUAUGUUUAUGGAAGAUGAUAAUAAUUAUAAAAAUCUAAAUUCUAAGAGUUCU
Molecule: messenger RNA, 1452 nt
Organism: Arabidopsis thaliana (thale cress)
Lineage: Eukaryota; Viridiplantae; Streptophyta; Magnoliopsida; Brassicales; Brassicaceae
Gene: ACO2
Product: ACC oxidase 2
Exons: 4
Coding region: 305-1267 (320 amino acids)
Biological process (GO): cellular response to fatty acid; ethylene biosynthetic process
Cellular component (GO): cytoplasmic stress granule
Molecular function (GO): 1-aminocyclopropane-1-carboxylate oxidase activity
Source: RefSeq, marked reviewed